Molecule: messenger RNA, 1338 nt
Organism: Neoarius graeffei (lesser salmon catfish)
Lineage: Eukaryota; Metazoa; Chordata; Actinopteri; Siluriformes; Ariidae
Product: fatty acid desaturase 2-like
Exons: 12
Coding region: 1-1338 (445 amino acids)
Biological process (GO): lipid metabolic process
Cellular component (GO): membrane
Molecular function (GO): oxidoreductase activity, acting on paired donors, with oxidation of a pair of donors resulting in the reduction of molecular oxygen to two molecules of water
Source: RefSeq, a predicted model, not a curated record
AUGAGCAGUGGAGAACACCAGGGCAAGCAGCUGGGGUCAGGAAAAAGCAGCUCAUGUGCACAGUACACCUGGGAGGAAGUGCAGAAACACAAUUGCACGGGCGAUCAAUGGCUGGUGAUCGAGAGAAAAGUGUACAAUGUGAGCGAAUGGACAAAGAAACAUCCUGGAGGACGCAGAGUUCUUGAGCAUUAUGGUGGAGAAGAUGCAACGGAUGCAUUUACAGCUUUCCAUCCAGAUCAGCGUUUUGUGCAGAAGUUCAUGAAGCCACUGCUGCUGGGAGAGUUGGCGCCCUCAGAGCCCAGUCAAGACCACGGCAAAAAUGCUGCUUUGGUGGAAGAUUUCCGGGCCUUGCGUAAGCAGUUGGAGGAACAGGGCUUAUUCCACACCAGCCCAUUGUUUUUUAUUCUACAUCUUAGCCACAUUCUGCUGUUGGAGGCCUUGCCUUUGGUGCUGCUGUGGAAAUUUGGAAAUGGCUGGAUUAUUACGGUUCUAAUUGCUGUCAUGCUGGCCACUGCACAGGCACAGGCUGGCUGGCUUCAGCAUGACCUUGGUCACCUGUCAGUCUUCAAAAAUUCCACCUGGGAUCACCUAGCACACAAAUUUGUCAUUGGACAUCUGAAGGGGGCUUCUGCAAACUGGUGGAACCAUCAACAUUUUCAGCACCAUUCUAAGCCCAAUGUGUUCAGUAAGGACCCUGAUCUCAACACACUGGAAAUACUAGUACUGGGGAACAUCCGGCCUGUAGAGUAUGGGAUUAAAAAGUUGAAGCACAUGCCCUAUAAUCAUCAGCACAAGUACUUCUUUUUGAUUGGCCCUCCCUUGCUCAUACCAGUGUUCUUUAGCGUGCACAUUUUUCAAACUCUGUGCUCAAAACGGGAUUGGGUGGAUCUUGUGUGGUAUCUGUCCUACUAUACACGUUUCUUCUCAUGUUAUGUUCCCUAUUAUGGAUUCCUGGGAUCAGUAUUGCUUCAGACUUUUGUAAGGUUUCUAGAGAGUCACUGGUAUGUGUGGGUGACCCAGAUGAACCACAUUCCCAUGGACAUUGACUAUGAAAAGCAUGAUGACUGGCUCAACUUGCAGUUGAAAGCUACCUGUAAUGUUGAGCAGUCAUUCUUCAAUGAUUGGUUCACCGGCCAUCUCAACUUCCAGAUUGAGCACCAUGUCUUCCCUACAAUGCCUCGCCAUAACUAUGUUCAUGUGGCUCCUCUGCUUCAAGAGCUUUGUGAGAAGUACGGAGUUCAGUAUCAGGUCAAAGGCCUAUGGCAGGCCAUGUCUGACAUUAUUAGGUCUUUGAGGAAGUCUGGUGAGCUGUGGCUAGAUGCCUACCUCAACAAAUGA